CGAGGCCUCGGUCGACGGUCUUCAAUACGUAGCAGACAGUGGAACCAGCAAGGUGUCCGCUUCGAGUAGUCCGACGCGCGUCUGUUUGCUGGGCGUUCAUACGCUGAAGCAGUGGAGGAGGAAGAGGUGAGCGAGAGAGAGAGAGCGAGAUAGGUAGCAGUGGCCACCGCUUCACCAUCAGCAUCCAUACGGCUGUGGAAGUGAGCCUAUGCGCGGGGCUGCCGUUGUGACCUGCCGCGCAGUGCAACAGAAGGAACCCGCUCGGUGCAAUCUCUUGGUUGGAAAACAGUGUGUCUGAGUGUGCGUUUGUGUGUGUGUGUGUGUUAGUGGAUUUUUUUUCGGAAGAUAUUAAAAGAAGAAAAUCAUCAGUGACCCCAGAGCAAGAAGUGUUGUGUGAACUAGUACACCCAAGAAGCGAGCGCGCGCGCCCUGUCCGCGCCAAGUUUUCCAUGUUGUUUUAUGCUAGAAACUACAAACAUGUACACGUUCCCCAAAUGCUGGCCCCUGCUGCUGAUAGUUGCCGCCGCCGUAACGGGAACAUCCGCUGAGGAUGUACUCACCUGCCCAAAUGGUUGGAAGCUACGGGGCCUACACUGCUACAAGUACUUUAACGUGAAACACUCGUGGGAAAAGUCGGCCACACUGUGCAAAAGGUAUGGUUCCGAGCUGGUGACGGUCGAUUCGUACGAUGAGAACAACGCGACGUACAGCAUCGCGACCGGCAGCGAGUACCGGACGCGCAACAACGUCAAGUACUGGCUCGGCUUCGCCUCGCUGGACGAUCUGCGGACGAACACGCUCGAGUCGACGUCGGGCGACCUGUUCUCGCAGUACUCCGGCUUCUGGGCGAUCAGCGAGCCGAACCCGCUGGCCGGCGAGUGCGUGGCGGCCAACCUGGGCCCGACCGAGCAGAGCUGGGAGCUGCGCUCGUGCGAAACGCUGCUGCCGUUCAUGUGCAAGGCGCGCGCCUGCCCGCAGCAGUCGUUCCACUGCUCGAACGGGGCCUGCAUCAACCAGGCGUACAAGUGCGACGGCAACGAUGACUGUGGCGACGGUAGCGACGAGCUGGACUGUAGCGCCAGCUGCAACAUCUACAUGGCGUCGGGCGGCGAUGUGAUCGAGUCGCCCAACUUCCCGCAGAAGUACAGCUCGCUGCGCUCGUGCAAGUGGACGCUGGAGGGCCCGCAGGGCAGCAACAUCAUACUGCAGUUCCAGGAGUUCGACACGGAGAAGAACUUCGACACGGUGCAGAUACUGGUGGGCAGCCGGACGGAGGAUACGGCCGUGUCGCUCGCGACCCUGUCCGGGAAGGGGGACGUGCCGAGCAGGACGUUCAUUACCGCGUCCAACUUCAUGAUCGUCAAGUUCACGUCGGACGGCAGCGUGGAGAAGAAGGGCUUCCGGGCGACGUGGAAAACGGAGCCGCAAACGUGCGGCGGCGUGCUGCAGGCGAGCAAGCAGGAACAGUACCUGAAGAGUCCGGGCUUCCCGCAGGCGUACCCGGGCGGGAUUGAGUGUUUGUACGUGAUUAGCGCGCGGAAGGGCUACACCGUUUCGCUGGACGUGCAGGAGCUCGAUCUGAACGCGGACAGUGACUUCCUGCUGAUACGCGACGGGGAGAGCGCGCACGAUAAGCCGAUCGCCAAGCUGACCGGUACGCUCGACUCAAAGCCGAGCCGGGUUAUCAUUUCCACCGGGAACAGGCUGUACCUGUACUUCAGCACGUCGCUGGCCCAGCCGGCCAAGGGCUUCAGCAUACGGUACGUGGAGGGCUGUACGGCGGUGGUGAACGCGGCCAACGGUACGGUCGCCUCGCCCGCCUACAAUCUGGCCCCGUACCCGAACAACCAGGAGUGCUACUUCGUGAUCAAGAACCCGUCCGGCAAGCCGCUGUCGAUGCGGUUCGUCGACUUUGACGUGCAUCGGUCGGAUCUGGUGCAGGUGUUCGAUGGCCCAUCGACGUCCGGGGUGCGUCUGCACGCGGGCAACGGCUUUACCGAUAGCAACGCACCGAAGAUCACGCUGACCGCUUCCUCCGGGAAGAUGCUGCUCAAGUUCAUUACCGAUGCGCUCUACAACGGCAAAGGCUGGUCGGCGGAGUUCUCAGCGGACUGUCCCGAGCUGAAGCCGGGCAUUGGGGCGAUCGCUAGCAGUCGCGAUACCGCGUUCGGCACGGUGAUCAACUUUACCUGCCCCGUCGGGCAGGAGUUUGCGACGGGCAAGAACCGCAUCACGACCGUCUGCCAGAACGGUGGCAACUGGAGCAUCAGCUACAUCCCCGACUGUCAAGAGGUUUACUGUGGACCGGUGCCUCAGAUCGACAACGGCUUUUCGUUCAAGACGACCAACGUUACGUACCGAGGCAUUGCCACCUACCAGUGUUAUGCCGGCUUUGCUUUUGGAUCCGGUUUGGCGACGGAAACCAUCUCCUGCCUGGCGGACGGUACCUGGGAAAGGCAGCCAGCCUGUAUGGCGUCCCAGUGCCCCCCACUGCCGGAGGUCUCGCACGCUAACGUGACGGUGCUGAAUGGAGGUGGUCGCAGCUACGGUACGAUCAUCAGCUACGAAUGCAUUCCCGGGUACGUGCGGACGGGCCGCCCGAUACUGAUCUGCAUGUCCAAUGGGCAGUGGAGCAGCCCCGUGCCAAGCUGUUCGCGCAAGCAGUGCUACAAGAUCCCGGAGGUACAGAACGGCUACGUGGUGGACAAGACGCGCGAGUACUACUACGGCGAUGAGGCACGCGUCCAGUGCUACAAGGGCUACCGUUUGAUUGGCUCGCACACUGUCAAGUGCAACGAGCAGCAAGACUUCUCUAAUGUUCCGGUCUGUGAAGAUAUUGAUGAAUGUCAAACGUCACAGUGUGAUGCGUCCUCGACCGAGUGUAUGAAUGCGGCCGGUUCGUUCCAUUGCAAGUGUAAGACGGGUUACACCUCGUCCAUGGAAUGCCGACCGGUGGUCGAUCUGGGCCUCUCGAACGGUGGUAUAUCGGACGACAGCGUAACGGUCUCGUCGACUGCGGCGGGCUUCGAAAAAGGCAUGAUACGCCUCAACUCGGUCGGUUGGUGCGGCGCGGGCAAGGAGCGUGGCUCGAACUGGGUAAUCAUCGACCUGAAGGCGCCGACCAUCGUGCGCGGCUUCCGCACGAUGUCGGUGCAGCGCAUGGACGGCUCGCUGGCGUUCACGUCCGCCAUACGGCUCGAGUACUCGGACGACCUGUCCGACGUGUUCAAGGACUACGCCAACCCGGACGGUACCGCGGUCGAGUUCCGCAUACUGGAGCCGACGCUCUCGAUACUGAACCUGCCGAUGCCGAUCGAGGCGCGGUACAUCAAGUUCAAGAUACAGGACUUUGUCGUCGCGCCGUGCAUCAAGCUGGAGCUGAUGGGCUGCACCCGGCUGGACUGUUUGGAUGUGAACGAGUGCGCGAAGGACAACGGUGGCUGCAACCAGAAGUGCGUCAACUCGCCCGGCUCGUACAAGUGUGCGUGCAACUUCGGGUACGAGCUGUUCCGCCAGAACGGAACCGAAGGAUUCUUCAUCGAACGGCACGAGACGGGCGAGCUGGAUGGGGAUGUGUACCAGCGGAACAAGACGUGCGUGCGCAAGAUGUGCCCGGCCCUGUCCGAUCCGGAGAAUGGCAAGCUGCUGAGCAGCGAGAUCCAGCACCACUUCGGUGACGUGGUGCGGUUCCACUGCAACUUUGGCUACGUGCUGUCGGGCAGCUCGUCGCUCGCGUGCAUGUCGAACGGCAACUGGAACGCCUCCAUGCCCAAGUGUUUGAGUGCCAAGUGUGUCUCGCUGCCGGACGACGAAAAGGAAGGCCUGUUCGUGAAGCGGGGCGAUCAGAACGAUAUUCUGGUGCCGUUCAACGAGAACGUCACGCUGGAGUGCACGACCGCGGGCAAGCAGAUCGGCAAGACGGCCAUCUCCACCUUCCGGCAGUGCGUGUUUGAUCCGCAGCCGGGCUAUCCGGACUACUGGCUGUCGGGUGUGCUGCCGACCUGUUCGCGGGCCGACUGUGGCGUGCCGAUGCCGACCGCCGGUGCCGAGUACGGCCAGUACGCGGACACCAAGUACAUGAGCUCGUUCUUCUUCGGCUGUCAGAACACGUUCAAGCUGGCGGGCCAGACGACCAUGAACGACAAUGUGGUGCGUUGCCAGGCGAACGGUGUGUGGGACUUUGGUGAUCUGCGCUGCGAAGGGCCGGUGUGUGUCGAUCCGGGCCGUCCGAACGAUGGGUUCCAGGUGGCGAACAGCUACGAGCAGAGCUCGGAGGUACUGUUUGGAUGUUCGCGUGCCGGGUACAUUCUGAUCAACCCACGGCCGAUCACGUGCGUGAAGCAGCCGGAGUGCAAAACGAUCAAACCGAUCGGCAUCUCGUCUGGGCUGAUCCCGGACAGUGCGAUCAAUGCGACCUCGGAGCGCCCGAACUACGAGGCGAAGAAUGUGCGGCUCAACUCCGUCACGGGCUGGUGCGGCAAGCAGGAAACGUUCACGUACGUCAGCGUCGAUCUCGGCAAGGUGUACCGCGUGAAGGCGCUGCUGGUGAAGGGUGUCGUGACGAACGAUAUCGUAGGCCGGCCGACCGAGAUCCGCUUCUUCUACAAGCAGUCGGAGAAGGAGGACUACGUGGUGUACUUCCCGAACUUUAACCUGACCAAGCGCGACCCGGGCAACUACGGCGAGCUGGCGAUGAUUACGCUGCCGAAGUACGUGCAGGCUCGCUUCGUCAUACUCGGCAUCGUGAGCUACAUGGACAACCCGUGCCUGAAGUUCGAGCUGAUGGGAUGCGAGGAACCGACGGCUGAUCCGCUGCUCGGCUACGACUACGGCUACUCGCCGUGCGUCGACAACGAGCCGCCAAUCUUCCAGAACUGCCCGCAGCAACCCAUACUGGUGAAGCGCGGACCGAACGGCGAAGUACUGCCCCUGAACUUUACCGAACCGACCGCGCUGGACAACUCUGGGUCGAUCGCACGGCUCGAGGUGAAGCCACCGCACUUCAAAACGACCAGCUACGUGCUGGAGAACACGGUCGUCAAGUACAUCGCGUACGACUACGACGGCAACGUGGCGAUCUGCGAGAUCAACAUCACCGUGCCGGACAUUACGCCGCCGCUGCUCGACUGCCCCCAGAGCUUCGUGAUCGAGCUGGGCGAAAAGCAGGCCAACUAUUACGUCAACUUUAACGACACGAUCAAGCGCGUGAAAGCGUCGGACAGCUCCGGGGACGUGCGGAUCGAGUACGUGCCCGAGUCGGCCUCGAUCCCGCUCGGCGGCUUCCGCAACGUGACCGUCGUGGCGACGGACAAGUUCAACAACAAGGCGACCUGCAACUUCCAGGUGUCGGUGCAGCCGACGCAGUGCGUCGACUGGGACCUGCAGGCACCGGGCAAUGGGGAGAUCAAGUGCACCGCGCAGGAGUCGGGCGGCGUUGAGUGUGAGGCGACGUGCAAUGCGGGCUUCCGCUUUACGGAUGCGGACAAGAAGAAGGUGUUUACCUGCCGGAAGGGACGCUUCUGGAAGCCAUCGUCCGUGGUGCCGGACUGUGUGUCGGAGAACACGCAGCGGGCGGACUAUCAGGUGGUGGCGACCACCACGUACCGGGCGAACGGUGUCGUGUCGGAACAGUGCCUGCCGCAGUACCAGGAGCAGACGGCGAAACACUUUGCCAGCCUGAGCAGCGUGCUGUCGCAGCGCUGUUCGGCCGUGUACGUCAACAUGAACGUGACGAUCCUGCGGUCCGUGCCGCGCCUGCUGGAGGAGAACGUGGUGCAGAUGGACUUUAUACUGCUGAUCGAUCCGGCGGUGAAGCAACCGCAGCUGUACGAUCUGUGCGGCUCCACGCUGAAUCUGAUCUUCGAUCUGAGCGUCCCGUACGCGAGUGCCGCGAUCGAGCCGCUGUCGAACGUGAAGUCGAUCGGGAAUGAGUGCCCACCGCUGCGUGCACUCAAGAGUGCGAUCUCGCGCGGUUUCACCUGUGGCGUCGGGGAGGUACUGAACAUGGACACGAACGACGUGCCGCGCUGUCUGCACUGUCCGGCGGGUACGUACGCGGGCGAAAACCAGAAAACAUGCUCGCCCUGCUCCAAGGGAUUCUAUCAGCAUCGCGAACGACAAGGGUCGUGCCUGAAGUGUCCGGUCGGCACCUACACGAAGGAGGACGGUUCGAAGGCGGUACAGGACUGUGUGCCCAUCUGCGGCUACGGUACGUACUCACCGACCGGUCUAGUGCCGUGUCUCGAGUGUCCGCGCAAUUCCUUCUCGGCGAUGCCGCCGCUCGGUGGGUUCCGCGACUGCCAGGCUUGCCCGAGCGGUACCUUCACCUACCAGCCGGCGGCACAGAGCGAAUCGGACUGCCGGCGCAAGUGCGCGGCCGGUACGUACUCCCACACCGGGCUGGCACCGUGCACGCCCUGCCCGAAGAACUACUACCAGAAGUCGGAGGGCGCGACGAGCUGCAGCGAGUGUCCGUCGGGCCGCCGCACGGAUACGGUCGGUUCGGUAACGGCCGACGACUGCAAACCGAUCACGUGCAAUGAAAACUCCUGCCAGCACGGUGGGCUGUGCGUUCCGCUCGGUCACGACAUCCACUGCUUCUGCCCGGCCGGGUUCUCUGGCACGCGGUGCGAAAUUGACAUCGACGAAUGUGCGUCGCAGCCGUGCUACAACGGGGGUACAUGCAAGGACUUACCGCAGGGGUACGAGUGUCGCUGUGCGCGCGGCUACUCCGGCAUCAACUGUCAGGAGGCGAAGAGCGACUGCGAUGCGGAUCCGUGCCCGGCACGGGCGAUGUGCAAGGACGAGCCCGGGUUCGGCAACUACACGUGCAUGUGCCGCAGCGGCUACACCGGCGACAACUGUGACGUCACGAUCGAUCCGUGCACGGCCGGGGAGAACCCGUGCGGCAACGGGGCGACCUGCGUGGCGCUGCAGCAGGGCCGCUUCCGCUGCGAGUGUACCGCCGGCUGGGAGGGACACCUGUGCAGCAUCAACACGGACGACUGUGCGGAGAAACCCUGCCUGCUCGGUGCGAACUGUACGGAUUUGGUGAACGAUUUCAGCUGCUCCUGUCCGCCCGGGUUCACCGGCAAGCGGUGCCAGGAGAAGAUUAACCUCUGCCUGUCCGAGCCGUGCAAUCACGGCAUGUGCGUCGAUCGGUACUUCUACCACGAGUGUGUCUGUGCGCCGGGCUGGGAGGGAGCGGCCUGCGACGUCAAUGUGGACGAGUGCGAGAGCGCACCGUGCGAGAACGGUGGCGUCUGUACGGAUCUGAUCAACGACUACCAGUGCAGCUGUGCGGACGGGUACACGGGCAAGAACUGUCAGCACACGGUGGACGACUGUGAGAGUGCACCGUGCCAGAACGGCGGUACGUGUGUGGAUCGGCUCGACGGGUUCGCGUGCAUGUGCCGACCGGGGUACGUCGGUGUGCAGUGCGAAACCGACCGGAAUGAGUGUCUGAGCGAUCCGUGCAGCCCGAUCGGGACGGAGAAGUGUGUGGAUCGGGAGAACGCGUUCGAGUGUGCGUGCCGGCAGGGCUUCGAGGGCAAGCUGUGCGAGAGCGACAUCGACGACUGUGAGUACGCGCCGUGCCAGAACGGAGGGACGUGUUUGGAUCGGGUCGGUGGCUUUGAGUGCCAGUGCCCGGCGGGCUGGACGGGCGAGCGGUGCAACGUGCAGGUGACGGCGUGCGACGUCGAGCGGCCGUGCAAGAACGAUGCGGAGUGCAUCGACCUGUUCGAGGACUUUUUCUGCGUGUGUCCGAGCGGCACCGAUGGGAAGAAGUGUGAGACGGCGCCGGAUCGGUGUAUUGGGCAGCCGUGUAUGCACGAGGGCCAGUGUAAGGAUUAUGGCUCCGGGCUGAACUGUUCGUGCUCGAGCGAUUUCACCGGCGUUGGGUGUCAGUAUGAGUUUGAUGCGUGCGAGGCCGGCACCUGCCAGAAUGGGGCGACGUGUGUCGAUCGGGGCAGCGGCUACCAGUGCAUCUGUCCGCCGGGCUACACGGGGAAGAACUGUGAGCACGAUCAGGUGGACUGUAAGGACAAUUCCUGCCCACCCGGUGCCGUUUGCAUCGAUCUGAACAAUGACUUCUACUGCCAGUGUCCGUUCAACCUGACCGGGGACGAUUGUCGCAAAUCGGUCCAGAUUGACUACGAUCUGUACUUCAGCGAUCCGUACCAUUCGUCCGCGUCGCAGGUCGUACCGUUCUACACGACCGCACCGGACAGCUUGACGCUCGCGAUGUGGGUCCAGUUCGCCCAGAAGGACGACACCGGCAUCUUCAUCACGCUCUACUCGGCCAACGCACCGAACGUGAUCACCAAGCGCAGGACGAUGCUGCAGGCCCAUUCGAGCGGAGUGCAGGUUUCGUUCUUCGACGAUCUGCAGGACGUGUUCCUGCCGUUCAAGGAGUACAGCACGAUUAAUGACGGCCAGUGGCACCAUAUUGCCGUCGUGUGGAACGGCAAAACCGGACAGCUGAUGCUCAUCACGGAGGGCUUCAUCGCCAGCAAGGCAGAGUACGGUGUGAACCGAGUGCUGCCCAAGUACUGCUGGCCCGUACUCGGCGCACCGCUGAUGGAUGGCAACCGGAAGGAAGCGUACAGCGAUCUCGGCUUCCAGGGCAAGCUGACGAAGGUGCAGAUCUGGAGCCGGGCGCUGGACGUGACGAACGAGAUUCAGAAGCAGGUGCGCGACUGUCGCAGCGAGCCGGUACUGUACAAAAACCUCAUCCUGAACUGGGCCGGCUACGAACAAACGCUCGGCGGUGUGCAGCGCUCCGUCCCGUCCACCUGCGGCCAGAAGAAGUGCAAACCGGGCUACGCCGGGGCCAACUGUCAGCAGCUGCAGGUCGACCGGGAGCCGCCGCAGGUCGAGUACUGUCCGGCCGAUCUGUGGAUCGUGGCCAAGAACGGCUCGACGGUGGUGAACUGGGAGGAGCCCCGGUUUGCCGACAACAUUGGCAUUUCCAAGAUCGUCGAGCGGAACGGGCACCGGUCGGGCGAGACGCUGCUGUGGGGCAUCUACGACGUGAUGUAUCUGGCGUACGAUGCGGCCGGCAAUACGGCCGCCUGCGCGUUCAGGGUGACGAUCGUGGCCGAGUUCUGUCCGGCGCUGGCCGAUCCGCUCGGCGGCACGCAAAGCUGCAAGGAUUGGGGCGCGGGCGGCCAGUUCAAGGUGUGCGAGAUUGCGUGCAAUCCGGGCAUGAAGUUCUCGCAGGUGGUGCCACGGUUCUACACGUGCGGCUCGGAGGGCUUCUGGCGCCCGACCGCCCACCCGACCGUGCCGCUGGUGUACCCGUCCUGCUCGCCGACCAAGCCGGCCCAGCGGUUGAUCCGCAUCCAGAUGCAGUUCCCGUCGGACGUGCUGUGCAACGAGGCGGGGCAGGGUGUGCUGCGGCAGCGCAUCAAGAAUGCGAUCAACGCGCUGAACCGCGACUGGAACCUGUGCUCGUACUCGAUGGAGGGUUCGCGCGAGUGUCGCAACGUGGAGAUCGAUGUGCGCUGCGACCGGAACCGCCAUCCGAACAUUGUCAAGCGCCAGACGGUGCUGCAGAUCUCGCCGAAUCCGGAGAGUGCGUACGCGAUCAAUGCAACGAUUCCGAUCAAGAGUGAGAUUGUGAGCAACUCGAACGGUCAGCGGCUGAACACGCUCAACCUGCUGGAGAAGCUCAUCCUGGAGGACAACCAGUUUGCGGUGCAGGACAUUCUGCCGAACACGUUCGGCGAUGCGUCCUCGCUCAAUCUCGUCACCGAGUACGCCUGCCCGCAGGGCCAGGUGGUGGUCGAGCCGGACUGUGUGCCGUGCGCGGUCGGCACGUUCUACAACGUGUCGAGCAAGACGUGCCUGCCCUGCCCGGAGGGUUCGUACCAGCCGGAGAUUGGCCAGCUGCAGUGCAAGAGCUGCCCGAAGAUUGCGGGCCGGCCCGGCGUGACGGCGCUGGUUGGUGCCCGAUCGGCCGUCGAGUGCAAGGAACGAUGUGCCGCCGGUAAGUAUCUCGACUCGGUUACCGGACUGUGCCAACCGUGCGGCUACGGCUACUACCAGCCGAGCGAGGGUUCGUUCUCGUGCGAGAUCUGCGGCCUGGGACAGACGACCCGUACGGCGGAGGCGACGAGCAAGAGCGAGUGCCGGGACGAGUGCAGCUCCGGCAUGCAGCUCGGGCUGGAGGGCAAGUGUGAGCCGUGCCCGCGCGGCACCUACCGCAAGCAGGGCGUCCAGUCGUCCUGUCUGCCGUGCCCGAACGGGCGCACGACCGCCAAGCUCGGCUCGUCCAACGUGGAGGAGUGCUCGCUGCCGAUCUGCUCGCCCGGCACCUACCUGAACGGUACGCUGAACGUGUGCGUCGAGUGCCGCAAGGGCUUCUACCAGUCGGAGUACCAGCAGACGUCCUGCAUUCCGUGUCCGCCGAACCACACCACCCGCAGCACGGCAGCGAACAACAAAAACGAAUGCAUCAACCCGUGCGAGGACGUGUCGGACGGUUCGCCGCGCUGCGACCCGAACGCGUUCUGCAUACUGAUACCGGAAACGUCCGACUUCAAGUGUGAGUGUAAACCAGGCUUCAACGGUACCGGCAUGGAGUGUUCGGAUAUGUGCAACGGUUUCUGCGAGAACGCGGGCCACUGCGUGAAGGAUGCGAAGGGCAUGCCGUCCUGCCGCUGCAAGGGAUCGUUCACCGGCACCAAGUGUACCGAGCGGUCCGAGUUUGCCUACAUUGCCGGUGGCGUUGCCGCUACCGUCAUCUUCAUCAUACUCAUCGUACUACUGAUCUGGAUGAUUUGUGCGCGAGCCAAUCGCAAACGGGAUCCAAAGAAGAUCAUCUCACCAGCUGCGGACCAGACCGGGUCGCAGGUUAACUUCUACUACGGAGCGCACACGCCAUAUGCCGAAAGUAUUGCGCCAUCGCAUCACAGCACGUACGCACACUAUUACGACGACGAGGAGGACGGUUGGGAGAUGCCCAACUUCUACAAUGAAACGUAUCUUAAAGAUGAUCAAUUCAUCGGUGUUCAAGGUGCCAACGGAAAGCUUAAUUCGUUGGCUCGAUCAAAUGCAUCGUUGUACGGUACCAAGGACGAUCUGUACGAUCGGCUAAAACGUCACGCUUAUACCGGUAAAAAAGACAAAAGUGACACGGACAGUGAGGAGCAUUAGGCACCGUUGUUAAGUUAAGUAUUAGCUCAUAUUAAAAUCCCUUCGAAAUACUCUUGUAUAGAACAAAAACAACACACAAACACACACACAAUUACACAUAUUAAGUAAAAACCCAGUCGAACGAGGAACAGGGCGAGAAGGAGACGAGGACGGUGGAGAAGAAGAAUACACAAUACACGCGAGAACAACAACCUUUUCAUUGAAUAAAUUGUAUGUUUUAAAUUACGACUUUUAAUUAA
Messenger RNA from Anopheles coluzzii, 11399 nucleotides. It is a transcript of the gene uif, whose product is annotated as sushi, von Willebrand factor type A, EGF and pentraxin domain-containing protein 1. Lineage: Eukaryota; Metazoa; Arthropoda; Insecta; Diptera; Culicidae. The record is from RefSeq and is a predicted model, not a curated record. Bases 460 to 11160 code for a protein of 3566 amino acids. Gene Ontology annotation, molecular function: calcium ion binding; Notch binding. Gene Ontology annotation, biological process: Notch signaling pathway. The transcript has 22 exons.